UCAGUGUCCCCGCCUUCCCCGCGGGCGACGGGCGGCGGCGGCAGCAGGAGGAGCGGGCCGAGCCGCGGCAGCCCGGUCCUUGCGCGCUGGGAUGUAGCGAACUAGAAGGGGCAGAAGCUGCGCGCAGAGCCGGAGACACAGCUGGAUCCGGGGCCCCAGUCGGAGUGAAAAUCUAAGCCAGAGUCCGUGGCGAGCGAGCCCGGAGCCGAGGAGCCGCACGCGCCGCGCAGCCCGGGUCGGGUAAGAGUCUUUGAGCUAGGGGCGCUGGGUCCCCGCGGUGUUGGGGCGCAAGGAGGUGGUGGCCGAGUUGCGCGCUGUUCGCUCCGGGAGUAGGUGGGGUCCAGCCGGUGGCACCGGACUGAGCGCAUCGCGAAGGCCAGGCGCCAUCGAGGCAGCUCCAGGAGCUCGUUCCUGCGCCCAGCGCACAAUCACAGCUGCCAUCGUCAGGCACUACCUCACCUAACCGGCAGACCCACGCCACGCUGUAACCCUGGGCACCCUAAAAGAGCAACAGUUUCGGGGGUGCGGGCCCCAGCCCUGCAAGGGCACAGCCCUGGACGCCCUUCGCAGCCCUUCGUGGUGGCGCGGACCGCCGGGGACCUCUGGGAGAACCCGCAAGCGAGAGGGCCGCCCGCCGCUCCCCGCUGCACCCAGGAAUGGGGGCCCCAGAACGAGCGGAAGCGCCGGCCCCUCUGCACGCACGGGGAACUUUGGCCUUACUUCGCGUCAAGAGGGUAUUUUUCCUAAACGAAACCGCUUCAUUCGUUCGCUCGUUCGUUUGUUCGGGCAGCUAUGAUGUAGAAAAGCAACAGACGUCGGCCAGAGCCCGGCUCUCUUCGCGGCGCACCCCGAAGUCCCGCCGCAGUGCUUGGAGGCGCCCCCAGCCCAAAGCGGCCUGCCCUAGCCGCCACCGUUAGGCUUUUCCUUACCCUAAGAGAAACCCCAAGUGCUCUUCGCAAAAUCCAAUAAAGAUAUUCCCGCAGCUUCUCCAGGGUUUGGUUGUUGACGCAGGGUUCCCGAGCACGCAGCCGCUUCUCUAGAACCGGGUCUCGGAAUUCUGAAAUUGACCAGACUUCUAAAUCUGAGCUGAUUCCUCCGUGGUUAAGCAGGGCCCCCGCGGCCCAGAUCGCAGAAAUCGGAACCUCCAGCGAAUCUUGGUUCCAAUGUUUUCUAAUUUAGGAAUUCCCUUAAUCAAAAUAUUUGAAUCCACUUUUCUGAGAAACCAGGGCUCGGGUAUUCUCUUGGCAGCUCAGUGGCCUCUGACAGCCACGGGGGCUGGAGGUUGGCAACCCCAGGUUGCUGUCCAUUUGGCAGAGGAUACAGGUCUAGAAUAAUGACAAAACCUACAGGCAGCGGGGGGCAGCCCAAGAGGUGGACUCACUGGCCUCCAGCCUUUUCCUCAGACUGCUCUGGAAGCCCUCACUUCUGUUGAAAAGGAAAAGAAGUGGUCUGUGGUGUAUAGACCCGGUGCCCAACUCUGGGAUGUUGAGGUGGCUUUUGUUGACCUUCAGGCCAGGCUCAGCUUGCCCUUCCAUUAGGAAGGCAGCUGCUGGGAAGAGGAGGCUGUGUACAGCAAAAGCUGACCCUCUGCUUCCCAGCUGUGUGACCAGCCGCUGCCACUUUCCCAGCCUGCUCGUCCCCUGGCUCAGCCAUUCUCAGAAACUACAGAGUGACCAGUGGGCUUAGGUGAGCUGUGAGCCUGGAGAGCCACAGGCUCUACCAGCUGCUUUCAGUGAGUUCCGAGUUCGUGCUCCCAGUACAUCUCAGCUGCUCCCACUGGGACAGGCUGGGGAACCCCGACUGAAAGGAAGUUGCAGGCUGGGGACCUGAAAGCUGAAAGGAUCCAGUGAGAUCAUUCCCAGCCACCUACCCGAGUGCCCCUUUCCCAUCACCCAGAAACUGCUUUCAGUCAAAGAAACAAUGAUUUUUAUUGGGGAGGGGAUGUUAGAUCUGGCAGAAGGAGGUAGGUGGUCCCGGCUGCACUCCCAAAACUGGGUUUUCUAGUUUAAACUUCUCCACGGCCUAAGAGGCUUAGGGCUGGAAUGUCCCAGAGAGUCACGGAUGGCCCCGGAGGCAAGCCAUGGCACAUUCCUUUCCUUUUCCUAAAAUCCCUUGAUUCUGGUGCAAAGAUUAGGACAAGGUACCCCUGUGAGUGGGUGGAAGGAUGCCCUCUAUGAGGACCCUCCAAUCACCCUUCCCAAAUAAAAUGACUAAGCCAUUCUUGGGCAGAGUCUGUUUUCUGUAAGCCCAGCCUCAGAAAGGGUCCCUUUGGUGAUUAUUUCAACCCAGGAGUCCAGGCUUCUCUGCUGAACCCAGCCAGGACUCUAAGCCCCAAAUUUCCUGAAAGUCACAGAAUCAUUGCUAGCUCUGUGUGGCCUGGAGCGUUGGUUCCAACCCCAGUAAGCCCCCUUCCCUUCUUUCCUCAUGUCCCAUCAUCUGGUGAGGUGGAGGCUGAAGCAGCAGUCAGGGAUCGCUGUGUCCCAUGUCAGACUUGGGAGCUGCAGCACAGUGCAGGUCAAGCCUUGCCCAAGGUCACACAGCAAGAGCCAAGGGAACAUUGAGUCCCUGCUCUUACUCCUAAAAGAGAGCUGCCUCCUGUCUCAUGUGUGUGUGUGUUGCAUCUGUGAGUGUGCGCAAGAAGCCCCUAUUCUGCCCAGGAAAUCGGCCAGGGGAGAGAGCACCCCAGGUCCCUUCUCCAGCCAGCACCCGAGAUCAGGCCAGGGCCUCCUCUGGAUCAGUUCCUCACCCCUACUCCUUCAGCGCUGACUCGGUCUAGUGGAGAAAACACCCCUGGGCAACCCCCACUAGUCUCAGCCCCUCCCUAGGGCUCAGGGCCCCGGGAUAUGGAGCUUCACCCACAAUAGUCUGAGGACCUUUCAGUCCACACAGAAGGCAUCAAGAUUUCCAAAUAUAGGGAUUAUUGUGACUACUUGGAGCACUGCCAGAGGCUUGGAUCUGGAGGGGCACACAGCAGGUGCUCAAUAACUGCAUUAAAUGCAUCAACAGUGAGGGACACAAGUCCCUCAGACUGAGUAGCUAGAGCUGCAGAGUCGCAAAACAGUCCCCAUCCACGGAACGCCUGACUCUUUAGACCCUCUGGGGAAUGUGAGUUGUGAUGGCCAGCCUCUGGACGCCCAAAGGCAGACCAUUCAUUUCACGACCCCUCCCAGAGGAACACUGUGCUUCCCACCUUGGCCUGACACUUGGUGGGCUUAGAACACAACCCUCUCAGCCAGAUUUCGCGCCAGACAAGCGUCAGUGUUCUGGAGCUCAGAGGCCUGGUUGUGUGUACAUGUCUGUGACUGUAUUCAGCACUCCCCUGUGUGGGCGCAGUGAGUAUGUGUGUGUGUGUGUGUGUGUGUGUGUGCACAGCACACCUGUACAGGUGUGCAGUACAUAUAAGUCUUUGCAUGCUUCUCUGAUCCUGGCACGCUGGGUGGCUCAAUGUCCCUUCGAAGUAAGGCAGCUACCAGGAAGGUGGCAUGCGGAGGGGCACUCACUGGCAUGGCAUAACACCUAAAUACAUCCUUGAAAGGAGGUAUUGCUCCUUUAGGAGAUUCAACUGGAAACUGCGGUCAAAGAUGGGGCUGAGGCCAAAUGCUCAGCAACCACUGUUCCCUGUCUCCAGGUACCCCUCCCCAUCCCCUACACACCAAGUAUGCUUUCUCCCUGGGGGUCUCAGCCUACAGGAAAUUCCCUUCGGAGAAGUUGGAGCCACUCCCCCAGCCCAAACUCCUGGAUGCAUUCUGCUGUGGCCCCAGCCUCCGAGUUUGCCCCCUGUGGUCACAGGCACCCAGGGAGAGUGGGCUGGCCCUAGAACUGUGCUUGCUCCCCAGGACCCAGAGCUGGGGGCCUUGGGCUGGGGCCAAGGGAGUGAGAGGCAGGCCUGGUUCUACCCUGCCCACGCCCCUGCCCCCACAAUCCUCACCAAAGAGCUCAGCCUGGGGUGGAGGCAGGUGACUGCCAGGUUGAUAGGGAGCCAGGUGAGGAAAGGGACUCCUAAGGGUCCCAGACCCUGACAGCCUGCACAGUCAGCCCCAGGCAGAGAUCCCAGGAGAACAUUAGGAUGCCCUGGGCCCAAGCGUGAGGCACUGGGCCUGGAGAUGACCACAGUACUUCUCCGGGCCUCACACCCCACCCCCACCACCAUCCUGCCCAGUGCUGCUUCUGUCUGGUGGAGCACACAGAAGAGGGGCAAAGGGCACCCUGGGGUCCACCUGUGGCUAGAGGAACAGGUCAGGGCUGCACCCUACCAUCCCAGCUGUCACCUAUUUGCUCAAGACUCUGACAUCUCAGGACCAGUUAACAAUUGUUAAGCAAAAUCCUUCAACAAACUUCAAUGAAGUAGGAGGAUUCAAGGAGGGACUCAUUCUAAGGGAUGGGAAGGGGAAUGUGUUUGUGCUCAUGGAGUGCCCACUGGUGCUGUAGCUUAGCUGCCGUUGUAGCUAAGAGAAGCUCCAAGACUGUCCUAGGCUUCCUGGCCUAAGUUUGGAAACUGCAGUCACCUGGCCUGUCCGGCCUGUGCCUGCCACACUUGAGAAGCCAAAGUGAGGCCCUGCGAACCUGCUGAGAAGGGGGCAGAGAGAGGCCCACCCUGUGGUGGCCAAGGCCGGGACCUGGCGGAUUUGGCCAGACCGUUGAAGGUGCAAAACAAGGGGAGAGAAGAGGCUGUGGGGGCCUGGCAGGGCUCUUGGGGUCUCCUGCUGCACUCGACAGCGGCCUGGGGCCAACAGAAACGUUUCGUCUGAUUAGAAGCCAUCGGUUCUAUCCCAAUCCCGGAAAAUUGACUGCGGUGCAGAGGGGGUAGGCCUGAGAAGCAGCUUUGGGGGAGAGGGUCCAAGCUAAUUAGGAGGCAGCAUCCGGGGGCCCAUUAGAGCUCAGGCUGCUGUCACUCAGCCUGGCUCGGGUCCCGGGAGAAGAUCCCGGGGAAGGAGGGGCCGCGGCCCCUCGACGAGGACGCCGCUGGGAGCUGCCGGAACGAGCCCCGGGCUCUGCCCCCGCCCUGGCGCUGACUCGCAGGCUCCCGGUCGGUUGGAUCCUGCUCGGUGAACGUUCACUCAUCCCGGGCUGUUCUCGCCGGAGGCUCGGAACUUCGAGGCGGCCCAGACAGGAGUUGAUUUCUGAGCGAAACAAGUCAUUUGGGGCUUGAGGUCGCCGCCGGGGCGGCCGGGCGCGCCCAGCCCCGGCCCCCGGAGCGCCCGCCUCGGUCCCCGCCUCCAUGGACGCCUUCAAGGGGGGCAUGAGCCUGGAGCGGCUGCCAGAGGGACUCCGGCCGCCACCGCCGCAGCCGCACGACAUGGGGCCCGCCUUCCACCUAGCCCGCACGGCCGACCCCCGCGAGCCUCUCGAAAACUCCGCCAGCGAGUCGUCCGACACGGAGCUACCAGAAAAGGAGCGCGGCGGGGAACCCAAAGGGCCCGAGGACAGCGGUGCCGGCGGCGCGGGCUGCGGUGGUGCCGAGGACCCCGCCAAGAAGAAGAAGCAGCGGCGGCAACGCACGCACUUCACAAGCCAGCAACUACAAGAGCUGGAGGCCACGUUCCAGAGGAACCGCUACCCGGACAUGAGCAUGCGGGAGGAGAUCGCCGUGUGGACCAACCUCACCGAGCCACGCGUGAGGGUCUGGUUCAAGAACCGGCGAGCCAAGUGGCGGAAGCGCGAGCGUAACCAGCAGCUGGACCUGUGUAAGGGCGGCUACGUGCCGCAGUUCAGCGGCUUGGUGCAGCCCUACGACGACGUGUACGCCGCGGGGUACUCCUACAACAACUGGGCCGCCAAGAGCCUAGCGCCAGCGCCUCUCUCCACCAAGAGCUUCACCUUCUUCAACUCCAUGAGCCCGCUGUCGUCGCAGUCCAUGUUCUCGGCCCCCAGCUCCAUCUCCUCCAUGACCAUGCCUUCGAGCAUGGGCCCGGGCGCCGUGCCCGGCAUGCCCAACUCGGGCCUCAACAACAUCAACAACCUCACCGGCUCCUCGCUUAACUCGGCCAUGUCGCCGGGCGCCUGCCCGUAUGGCACACCCGCCUCGCCCUACAGCGUCUACCGGGACACGUGCAACUCGAGCCUGGCCAGCCUGCGGCUCAAGUCUAAGCAGCACUCGUCUUUCGGCUACGGCGGCCUGCAGGGCCCGGCCUCGGGCCUCAACGCGUGCCAGUACAACAGCUGACCGCCCGGCCGGGCCACGCGGGCCGGCGGCCGGAACGGCGCCGGGGGUCGGGGCUGGGGCUGGGGCCGGGGCGGGCGCGGAGGACCUGGUUCCUGAGCCGCCCCCUGCUCCCCACCUCCCCACCUCCGGCUUGAUUUUGUGUUUGCUUUCCUGGACCUCACUCUACCCUCCAAAACGAGACAAAACAAAAAAGACGUCGGAGAAAAGUGCCGCGAAAAAAAAAAAAACGGAUGAGUUGCAAUUUCCCUCGGGAUGGCGCGGGUGGUGCACGUUCGCUCGCUCGGGGCCCGGGUGGGCCACUCCGCGGAGGGGACGCGGCGCGGGAGGCGAGUGCCCAGGCCGGCGGCCCGGAGGAGACGCCCCCCGUAGCCCGCGUUCCCGCCGCGCUGGACCCAGACUGAGCGGCCGCGCCUGUGAACUGGAGCGCGGAGCCCAGGCAAACCUGGGCCCCGGCCAGGUGGGAACCAAGACGCCCCCUCCUAGCUGGGCCCGGCUGAGCAUACCUUGUAGCUCGAUCCGGAUCCAAGUUGGAGCGGGCGUUGAGCCGGGGAUGAUGGUACCCAGCCCAGGGUCGGGAACUCGCCGCGGAGCCGUACUAAUGGCCCCGGCGCGCCUCGGGGAGCCCUCGCCUGCCCCGUGCCCCGGAGUCCUAUUUUAAGGCCAAGGAGCGGCAGCUGGCGGUGCGGUCGAGGUGGGAGCCUGCUGAGUGCUUGUCUCCGAGCAUCCCAGCCCCCCAAGCUUCACCGCAGACCCAGGCCCUCCGCUCGGCUCUCCCCGGGGGCUAGGAGAGGGCCCCUCCUCACCGUCCGCCGUGCAAGAGUCGAGCCGGCAGAGCUCGGGGAGCGGCCAGGGCCCCAGCCGCGCCCACUUUGCACACCCACUCUCCGGCCCGCGCCCCUGUUUACAGCGUCCCUGUGUAUGUCGGACUGACUGUAUAGAAUUAUAAAUCUGUCUAUAUCGACUUGUCCAUGUACGUCUAUUAAAAACCAUAGUACGAGCGUGCUAACCAC
Molecule: messenger RNA, 7173 nt
Organism: Capra hircus (goat)
Lineage: Eukaryota; Metazoa; Chordata; Mammalia; Artiodactyla; Bovidae
Gene: PITX1
Product: paired like homeodomain 1
Exons: 4
Coding region: 5219-6163 (314 amino acids)
Biological process (GO): regulation of transcription by RNA polymerase II; anatomical structure morphogenesis
Cellular component (GO): nucleus
Molecular function (GO): RNA polymerase II cis-regulatory region sequence-specific DNA binding; DNA-binding transcription factor activity, RNA polymerase II-specific
Source: RefSeq, a predicted model, not a curated record